CGCGGCGAGUGGAAAUGACGUCACCGAAGGACGAAUUGUCACUAGGAACGUGGUUACUAAACACCUUCUAAAAGAUGGCGGCGCCCAUGGGGAAACGUAUGAGAUAGAAAGAUUUCUUUAAUUUUUGUAUAUCAUGUGGCCCAGUAUGUUAUGUUCUUUGCGGGUUUGCUCAAAAAUUAUUUUUGGUACAAGUCGCACUUCCGUCCAUUCCAGUCUGUUAAAGAGAAGGUUGACUCAAACAGUUAAGGUGUUGGCUUGUUGUGUGCAUGGAAAGGACUCUGCUAUAAAGCAUUUAUUGGGGGUUAAUGAAGAAACAACCUCCAGUGACCAUCUGUGCCAGCACCCACCAGCUGUUUCCUAUAAUCAAGCUGAACAUGACAGUUUGUUAAUACACAGACCUGACCAGCCAGCGAAUGCUAAAAUUCUUAGAAUUGCUAUUAUAGGUUCUCCAAAUGCUGGGAAAUCAACACUAUCCAACCAGCUUCUGGGCAGAAAGGUGUUUCCAGUAUCAAAGAAAGUACACACAACUCGCUGUCAAGCCCAGGGUGUUAUUACUGAGGGGGAGACACAGCUGGUUCUUCUAGACACUCCUGGAAUGGUUACUACUUCAAAAGUCAAAAGACAUAACUUGGAGAAAUCCCUACUGCAUGAUCCAUGGCAAUCUAUGAAAUCAGCUGACCUAGUGCUUGUUCUGUUGGAUGUCUCUGAUCACUGGACCAGAAGCUCACUAAACUUUGAAGUUCUAAAGUGUUUGUCUCAGUUCCAGAAUAUCCCCAGUAUACUGGUGUUGAACAAGGUCGAUCUAAUAAAGCAGAAAGGGAUUCUGCUUGACCUGACAAACCAACUGACUGAGGGAACUGUGAACAGCAAGAAAGCUUUGAUCAAGUCUCUGCCCAGAGCUUCCCAGGGCCAACAUGCUAAGUCAAAUAUGGCAUCUUCUCAUUUAAGUCAGAUUCAAGAUGAGACUUGUAUUACAGAAUCUCAUCAGGUGACUACAGCUCCUAUUGCUGAAAGCAACCAGGACAUCCAAGAUUUAAAGGGCAAGAAAGGCUGGCCUCAUUUUCAGGAUGUGUUUAUGCUUUCCGCUGUGAAUGGCGAUGAGGUGCAGACACUGAAGAGAUAUCUUCUGUCUCUUGCCAAGCCUGGUGAGUGGGAAUAUCAUAGUGAUGUUGUUACUUCCCAAUCACCUCAGGAAAUCUGCAAUAAUAUUAUAAGGGAGAAGCUACUGGAGUAUCUGCCACAGGAAGUUCCAUACAAUGUUACUCAAGUUACAGAUUUGUGGGAGGAAGGUCCUGGAGGAGAACUUGUAAUUCUACAGACCUUGUUAGUACAAAAAGAAAAUCAUGCGAAACUUCUCAUUGGAGCUGGUGGCCAGAUGAUCAAGAGAAUUGCACUUGAGGCAGGCCAAGACCUCAUGAAUGUUUUCCUAUGUGAGGUUAGAGUACGAUUAUCUGUCAAGGUAAAGAAGUGAUUUCUUGUGCAAGACCUCCAGGUCUGCAUAAAAAUAGGGCUCUAUUAGGACAAGCUGAACAGGCCACAGCUUUUUUAUUUUUGCACUUUCAGAGAAGAUUCAUCAACACAUCUCAGGAAAUUCUUGCUUAAUGAUUGAUACCGUGAUGUUGAAUGUGCACAUAUUAAAAAAAGUCCAAAUCUGUCCCAAAAAACACCCAAGAGGGAUACAGCAUUUUCAUAUUAUAAAAUGCUGUAGUGUGGCCAAAGGCGCUGUAAAAUUGAGCAAGCUUGGACUUUGUCUGUAAACAGUUAGCAAGACCAAACUCAUUGUUCAAAUAGCAAAGAAUUUUAACCAGAUGGAAAAGGAAGAAAGUAAAUAGCCUAUGUAACAAUGGACUGUCUAUUGUUUAGGCAGUCGUUUACAGAGUGCAAAGAAUUCUGGUGAUAAUAAGCAUUUGUUUGAAGUUUGUUUCUAUGUAAAAGGUCACUUUAUUUGCUAAAGUCCAAAAAGAAAUUCCGCUGUUUGUUUAAUAUGAAAUUUUUUUUGUUCAAAAUACAAUUUUUUUCUACAGUA
This is a messenger RNA of Xenopus tropicalis (tropical clawed frog), 2026 nucleotides long. RefSeq names its product Era-like 12S mitochondrial rRNA chaperone 1 (gene eral1). Lineage: Eukaryota; Metazoa; Chordata; Amphibia; Anura; Pipidae. The transcript is spliced from 11 exons. Gene Ontology annotation, molecular function: RNA binding; GTP binding. The record is from RefSeq and is a predicted model, not a curated record. Bases 134 to 1471 code for a protein of 445 amino acids. Gene Ontology annotation, cellular component: mitochondrial matrix; mitochondrial inner membrane.